UAUUUAAUAAAAUUAUCAAGAGGGUGUUUUCAAGUAAUAUACCAAUGACAGGGGAAAAGGAAAAGGUGUAACUGCUAAUUGGACUUUAGUAUCACUAAUCACCAGUAACGAAUGUAGGACAUAUGCCCCUUCCUGCUAGACUUGAUUAGAAAGAACUGUCAUUAUACACAUUCUGCUCAACAAAUUCAAAACUAUGUAAACAAUAAUUAAAGUGUCAAAACAAUUAAAACUACGUUAAUAAAAUAAGUGGUUUAAAACUGCUCAGGAAAAUAUGGUUAACAUUCAGUAUUUAUUUUUAGUUUUGUUCUUGAAAGGAAUUAUACUUUUGACAUCAGCAAAUCCUUAUCCUGUAAAAUGGAAAAAAGAAUGCCCUCAUGAAUGCCAAUGUCCAAUUACCAGUUUGUCAAAGUCUACUUUGAUGUCAAGAUGGUUUACUAAUCAAGAAGUGAAACUUGCACUCUGUACUGUUCAGAAAGAAACAAAGUUACUACAAAUGUUUCAAAAUGUUCCUACAGAUACUGAAAUUUUGACAGUUUUGCAAAAUACCGAAGUCUCGUAUAAUACUUUAUUACCUGAAAUGAUAUCGCAUCUUCAAAGCCUACAAGGGAUAGAUCUACAAGGAGAAGGAAACAAAAAAAAAUUGAAACUAUCAUCACAAGUUUUUCAUGUAUUACCGCAUUUGAAAUUCUUAUCUUUACAGCAAAUUAAUUUGGGAAAUGUAGAAAAAUUAUUUUCAAAUUUACAAGUCUUAGAAAUUAUUCAGAUAAUUAACUGCAAUAUAGGUGUUGUUAAAUGGGAAAUGUUAGAAGGAUUAAAAUCUUUAAAAGAACUCCAUUUCAUACACAGUGGAAUUAAAGAACUUGGUGACUUUUCUUUUUAUGGAGCGCCAGAAUUAAAAAGACUGUUUUUAUCGCAUAAUGAUUUAUUUUCAGUUCAGUCAAAUGCAUUCAUUGGUUUACGCAAAUUAGAAAUUUUAGACCUGAGUAAUAAUCAUUUGGAUCAUCUCUCGAGUCUUACUUUUCCAUCUCUUCCAAAACUUCAAUGGUUAGAGUUAAAACAUAAUCCUAUAAAAGUUAUUUUUCCACAUUGUUUUCAAUUGUUAAACAGCACUCAAAGAUUGACAUUAGGACAUAGUCAACAACCAACACACUUAAUGAAAUUUAGCUUUAGAGGUUUACAAUCUUUGAUAUUUUUACACAUUCCAAAUGUCGAUAAUGAUAUUUUACUUGAACAUAUGUUUUAUGGUCUAAACUCAUUACUGCAUUUGAAUCUGAAUGGUAGAAUUAUGGUAUUAGGAGAUAAAGCUUUCAUGGGCGCACAUAAAGCAUUGAAAAAAUUAGUAUUACAUAACUGUAAACUAAGAAAGAUAUCGAAUAACAGUUUUCAGGGGCUUUAUCAUCUUUUGUCAUUAGAUCUUUCUUAUAAUCAACUUAGAUAUAUCUCAGAAUACUCUCUUCAACCUCUUAAAUCACUAAAAGAAUUAAUUCUAAGUCAAAAUAAAUUAACUGUAUUAUCUGAGGAAAUAUUUCAAAUUGUAUCACUUCAAGCUUUGAGAUUAGAUGCAAAUCCAUGGAAUUGCACAUGCAGUAUGUUAGUGUGGAAAGGAAAUUUAACAGCAAAAGUAUCGUAUACCAUAUCUAAAGCUUGUAAUUCUGCAAAAAAUUCAAGCUGUUCCGAUUUUGAAACAAUUUAUAAAGACGAUAAAAGAAUUAUACCAAGAUGUGAAUAUCCAAAUAAAUUUCAGGGAAGAAAUGUAUUUGAAGCCAUAAAAAUAUUAAAAUGUAAUGAAACAAUUCAUUCUUCAUAAAAAAAAGUAUUUAUUUAACAUAACAGAAAUAUCAGUUAUCCAGAAAUACUUUAAAAUUAAAAAAAAAUAAAUAAAAAUUUUAUAGGCUUAUAUAACAUUAGGAUAAUUAAAAAAAAUCAUAAAUUUUUGAUAAUCAAAUGCUAAAGUUGUGAACAAUACUUUCCAAUUUCCAUUAAGAAACCAUGCAACAUAUAUUUUUUUUAAUUAC
Molecule: messenger RNA, 2015 nt
Organism: Centruroides sculpturatus (bark scorpion)
Lineage: Eukaryota; Metazoa; Arthropoda; Arachnida; Scorpiones; Buthidae
Product: leucine-rich repeat-containing protein 4B-like
Exons: 3
Coding region: 272-1807 (511 amino acids)
Cellular component (GO): extracellular matrix
Molecular function (GO): protein binding
Source: RefSeq, a predicted model, not a curated record